UUCUGCCACUACCGGAAGUCCCUCCUCCAUAGUGGUGUAGUGGAAAUCGUCUGUCAUCUGUUUCAGAAAUGAGUGUGAGGAGAAGAGGUGGGAAGCCCAAUAGAGGAGGGGGCAGAUUUAACAAGCCAAGAGGAGGUGGAGGUAGCAGGAAAGGAGCAACCAACUCCUGGGAUGAUGAUGACAAUUUCAGCCUUUAUUUGGGGCCUCCUCGUUCUAACAAAUCUAAUUUAGGCCAAGGACAAGGUGGAAAGAAUGGUAGUCGAGGAAGGGGAGGUCAGGGUCGAGAUGGGAGAAGUGGUGGCAAGGCUCUGCCCAGGUCACUGAUAAUGAACAGACCAAGCCAAAGGCUGGCUGACUUUAAGCCGGAGAUGAUGAGCACCAUGCCCUUGCAAAAGAUUUUCAUGACUAAUGAGAACCAGGAACUACUGAAGGAACUGUUAAGGGAUCUGCAUACUCCUGAUUCAGAUGAGCGGUAUGAUGAAUCUGGCUCUGAUUAUUUGGAAGAAGAGGAGGAGGAAUACGAUGAGCUGGAUCACCGUGAAGAAGGCCAGUUUUGGAUCACCAAUGACGAGCCUGUGGAGAGAGCUGAGAGUCCAGUAUAUGACUCAGAAUCUGACAGUGAACAGCCCAAACCUGAACCUGUUAUUUCCUUAUUUGCUGUAGGAAAACUCUGCAGGUAUGGGUUUGACAGAGAAAGGAGCAGGCUAGCCCUGCAAUCUGGUGGAGGGGAAUAUGGAUCAACUUUAGAACAACUCCUCUACCAGGUGUUCAGUGAGCGCUUUGGCCAGAAAGCCGUUUUCCCUGAUGGCCUUAAUGUGGUGCCCUUGGAUGAGUGUGUGAGCCAAAGGCAGGAAGAAGCCAUGGCCCUCACUGCCAUUUACGGCGAGCGUUUCAGUGAGCGCAUUUCCAAUGAAGUUUGGACCGUAGCUCUGAAUCUCUCAUUCCUUUCUGACAAGCAUAUUGAGCGCAGUCUGGAUGGUUGGAAUCGAAAUGCACCAAAUGCCAAAUCCGUCAACACGGCUGACAUUUGCAGAUUCUACCUGAGAGGGAAAGGCUGUCGGUUUGGGGACAAAUGCAAGCUCAAACACCAACCACCCUCCAAAGGGGUUCCUGGGGCAGGUCCCCCAGACAUGAUGGGCCCAAGCCAGCCUGGGUUCAGCAGUUAUUCUCCUCCUGAAUAUGAACUAGUGGUUCGAUUCCCUAAAGGAAACCGUUACCCGUUUCAGGCCCCAAUAGUAGCCUUCAGCACCAAUGAUGAGACUCUGGGAGCUGCAGGGAGGCUCAACGUGACAGAAAGAUUGUUUGAAGAGGCACUGGCUGCAGCAAAAUGUAGUGAGCCGGUUGUUUUCGCACUGGUUACUUUGUGCGAGGAUGAAGCGGUCAUGAAAGAACUGUUGGCUGCCAGUCAUCAUAAAUACAGCACGCCGCUGCCUGUUGUGGUCGUUCCUUCAGUUACUACAGCAAAAAGUAAACCUGAGAGAAGCAGCACAUCUGAAGAAUACAGGCGUAGUAAGACUGUACCAAAUAAAGCCAACAGCCAGAGAUGCGUAGAUGAAGUUAAAGAGGCUAGAGAGCAAGAGGAGAUGGAUGAGAAAGACGAAGAUGAUGAUGAUGAUCAAGCUGUUCCUGUUGAGAGCGAGAGUUAUGUCAAUCUGAGGAAGACGAUGGUGAAGAAGCACAAGCUGAACAUGGACAACCUGCUGCAGGAAAACGGCAAACUCUGCCAAGAGUUCAAGAAGAAAUGGUCGUCCAAGUGUUUCAGGUCCAUGCUGGACCAGAGGAAUAAACUACCAGCCUGGGAGGAAAAAGACAGAAUCCUGGACCUGUUAGACCAGUACCAGGUGCUUGUGGUCAGUGGAAUGACUGGAUGUGGUAAGACAACCCAGAUCCCUCAGUUCAUUCUGGAUUCGUCAUUAAGUGGGCCUGCAGCGCAGGUGGCCAAUAUUAUCUGCACUCAACCACGACGCAUCUCUGCCAUCUCUGUGGCACAGAGAGUGGCACAGGAACGCGCAGAGCGUUUGGGCAACUCGGUGGGCUACCAAAUCCGCCUGGAAACCGUCAGGUCGCCUUCCACUCGGCUGCUGUACUGCACCACUGGUGUGCUACUCAGGAGGCUGGAGGGUGAGGUGGACCUCAAAGGAGUCACACACGUCAUUGUGGAUGAGGUGCAUGAGCGCACAGAGGAGAGUGACUUUCUGCUGUUGGUGCUCAGAGAUUUGAUGGUCCGAAGGUCGGACCUCAAGGUCAUUCUAAUGAGCGCUACACUUAAUGCCAACCUCUUCUGUCAGUAUUUCAAUCACUGUCCUUCUGUGCACAUACCAGGGCGAACGUUUCCUGUUGAUCAGUUUUUCCUUGAAGAUUCAAUUGCUAAAACGGGCUAUGUGAUCGAGGAUGGCAGCCCGUACAUGCGCUCAGGUAAACGGAAUUCAUCUUCCAUGAGUGGACGAGGGAGCAAAGGCAUGCCGAGGAACGUGGUGGAUGACUUGGAUGAUGAAAUGUGGAACUUCAUGUCUUUCUGUAAGAAGGAUUUUAUCAAAGACUCCAUCCCAGACCAGCAGCUCAGCCUGGAGGACCUCAAAAUCCGUUACAAAGAUACCAAGACGCCCGUGCUGAAGACGAUUGCUGCGAUGGACCUGGAGAAGAUCAACAUGGACCUGGUGGAGAACUUGCUGGAAUGGAUUGUCGAUGGAAAGCAUGACUAUCCCCCAGGGGCAGUGCUGGUGUUUAUGCCGGGCCUAGCUGAAAUAAAGAUGCUGUAUGAGCAGCUUCAGUCUAACAGACUGUUCAACAACCGCGGCAAAACUAGGUGUGUGGUUUACCCACUCCAUUCAACCUUAUCCAAUGAGGAGCAGCAGGCGGUUUUUAGCAAACCUCCAGAAGGCGUCACCAAGAUCAUCAUCUCUACCAACAUCGCCGAGACAUCUGUAACCAUUGAUGACAUCGUCUAUGUGAUUGACUCAGGCAAGAUGAAAGAGAAAAGAUACGAUGCAUCGAAAAGCAUGGAAAGUCUUGAGGACUCCUGGGUUUCUCGGGCCAACGCCCAGCAGAGAAAAGGCCGAGCAGGUCGCGUGGCUUCGGGGGUUUGUUUCCAUUUGUUCACCAGCCACUGCUUCCAUCAUCAGCUGGUUGAGCAACAGCUGCCUGAGAUCCAGAGAGUGCCUCUGGAGCAGCUUUGCCUGCGAAUCAAGAUCCUGGACAUGUUUGCUGAGGAGACGCUGGAGUCAGUUUUCUCAAGCCUCAUUGAGCCUCCAGCUACAGGAAGCUUGGAUGCAGCCAAGCAGCGCCUCCAGGAUUUGGGAGCCCUAACUGCAGAUGAGAAGCUGACCCCUUUGGGUUAUCACCUGGCUUGCCUGCCUGUGGAUGUGCGCAUUGGGAAACUCAUGCUAUUUGGCGCUAUCUUUCGCUGUCUCGAUCCAGCACUCACCAUCGCUGCCAGUCUGGCCUUCAAGUCACCGUUUGUGUCUCCGUGGGAUAAGCGAGAGGAAGCCAAUGAGAAGAAACACAGUUUUGCCCUGGCCAGUAGUGACCACUUAGCUUUGUUACAGGCGUAUAAGGGAUGGUGCAGCGCUGCAAGGAACAGUAACCAGGCUGGUUUCCGUUAUUGCAGAGAGAAUUUCCUGUCUUGGCGUGGCUUACAGGAAAUUGCCAGUCUGAAAAGACAGUUUGCAGAGCUGCUGUCUGAUAUCGGUUUCAUCAAAGAGGGACUGAGGGCCAGAAUUAUUGAGAGGAUGAGCUCCAGGGGUACUGAUGGGGUUCUGGAGGCUACUGGCCCUGAGGCUAACCUCAACGCGGACAACAUCCGUUUAAUGUCUGCCAUGCUGUGUGCUGCCCUCUAUCCCAAUGUGGUGCAGGUGCGCACCCCUCAGGAGAAUUACAAGCUGACCAGCAAAGGCGCGAUGAAGAUGCAACCUAAAGCCAAUGAACUCCGCUUCAUGACAAAGAACGACGGCUGCGUGCACGUGCACCCAUCCUCUGUCAACUACACAGUUCGCCACUACGACAGCCCCUACCUUGUUUACCACGAGAAGGUGAAGACGAGCCGCGUCUUCAUCAGGGAUUGCAGCAUGGUGUCCGUGUACUCACUGGUACUGUUUGGAGGUGGACAGGUCAACGUGGACCUGCACAGGGAAGAGCAUGUCAUCUCUCUAGAUGAUGGCUGGAUCCGAUUUGCUGCUGCCUCUUACCAGGUGGCUGAUCUGGUGAAGGAGCUUCGCUGUGAAAUGGACCAGUUGCUGGAGGAUAAGAUCCGAAACCCGAGCAUGGACCUCUGUAACUGCCCCCGCGGCUCACGCAUCAUCCACAUGAUUGUACAGCUCAUCUCAACACAGUAGCUGUGCUUCGAGUAUUUAACUGACCCACAUGUUCCUCUUGAGGAAACUGUCAACUAAAAGACCUCUAACAAAGCCAAACAUUUGAAGAGACAUCCUCUGGAUGGACACUCAAGUUUACCAUCUUGUGCUCACCUCAAACUUUUUUGUAAAGUUUACAAAAGCAAAGAUGCUGCUGUACUGCUGCAGAUUUUGUCUUGCAAAAAGGUGAAAAUGCAUAAACUCUACAAAACUCAGUGCUCUGGGGGGCAGUGAAGUGACUAGGUGCCCUCCUCCACAAAAGAAAAGUUCCUUCUCAAUGCCACAUAGUACGACUUACAUGCAAUCAUGGAGCACGAUUGUUGAAUGUGGACAAAACCUAUCUUGCAAACGUUGCAUUAUUGUUUUGGGUUGUGCAUCAACUCAGAAUUGAGCAUUUGCUCUGCUCCAUAUUGGAUGUUCAACUGAAAGUGGAGUGGCUACUUGGUGUAAGUGUGCAUGUUUUUUGUAAUGCAUUACUAACAACUGCAUAGUUCUGGUGUCCUCGAGAUCUAGUAUUUCAGAAUGUAUAUUUUUUUAUCUUGCAGUGAUGUCAAAUUUCAAUUUCACAAUGUGAAUGUGAGGGCUUUUAAAUGUGGAGAAUAUGGUGAUAUUUUGCAACCUAACUUCAAAACAUGAAAUUAAAAAUAGAACGAAGAUUG
Molecule: messenger RNA, 5008 nt
Organism: Thalassophryne amazonica
Lineage: Eukaryota; Metazoa; Chordata; Actinopteri; Batrachoidiformes; Batrachoididae
Gene: dhx57
Product: DEAH (Asp-Glu-Ala-Asp/His) box polypeptide 57
Exons: 25
Coding region: 69-4331 (1420 amino acids)
Cellular component (GO): intracellular anatomical structure
Molecular function (GO): ATP binding; metal ion binding; protein binding
Source: RefSeq, a predicted model, not a curated record